AUGAGUACCUGUGAUAGUCUGGGAAGUAGCAGCGCCAAAGUAGAAGGCGCGGGGGAUGAGGGGACCACGCAGAAGGGGGACUACCCCGUGGAAGAGGAAAACCAGGGGGAAGCCAACCCAGGGGAAAUAAAAUCAACCCAUCUGAAUGAACACCCGAAGGAGGAAGAAGAAGCCGAGCCUCAAGCACUCACCCUGGACGACGAUAUAAACAUCAGCCUAAUUAUAGAGCGCCUAUCAAGGGAAGAACCAGAGGCGUUGGCAAAAAUAUACAACCUGAUCAGAAACAACAACUGCCUUCAUUUCUACCCCCUCCUGACUCCAUAUCAUAAUAUAAAAAAAAUCGUAGACCUUCUAAUUGAGGAGAACUACGAACACGAAAACACAUGGUGUGUUCACUGUGAUGGUUCAUUCAUCAGCCAACUUCUCUACGAGGGCUUCAUCCCCGUGGCGACCAAACAGAAGGUAUAUAAAGUGGAAAACAAUCAAAUGAAAAUGGUCAGGGAAUGCCUAUUAAUCCCGAAGAUACACUUCAUCCGAUCUUGUAUGCACCCCAGUGAAAUACACAUAUCGAAAAAGGUAAAAAAGAAAUGUAAAGGUUACGACAUCACCGUGGACAGAGAUUUCGAUGGAGUCCUCCAGGGUAUUGUGGAGAAACAUGGGCAGAAUUGGGUCUACCCAUUUGUGCAAAAGGAAUUCAAGAGGAUUUUUGAAAAAGAAGUUACCUACAAGAAUGUAUGUAUGCAUUCCGUCGAGUUAUGGUGUGAUGAUAUUUUAGUUGCAGGAGAGAUUGGGUGCACGGUGGGUUCUAUUUACACGAGCCUUACAGGUUUCCAGAGGAAGAAUUCGGCGGGGACCAUUCAGCUUUGUGCCCUUGCGAAGCUACUACAGGAGCAGAAGUUUGAUCUGUGGGAUCUGGGUAUGCUUCUCCCCUAUAAGAAAACCAUCGGGUCUAAGGAAAUCGCAAUGAAGGAUUUCUUUAAGAUGCACCGUGAGUUCAGACACCGGAGCGCGGACUUUCGCGUCCCCUUCCGGGACAAGCUCAACUGCGCCGUCCUCAUCAAAGGCAAGGCGGACGUGCGUCCAGAGGUGCGACAAGAAGUGCGGCCUGAAGUAAACCCUGAAGUGCAACCAGAAAGGAACCCAGAAGGGAACCCUGAAGUGCAACCAGAAAGGAACCCAGAAGGGAACCCUGAAAAGGGAACCCUGAAGUGCAACCAGAAAGGAACCCAGAAGGGAACCCUGAAGUGCAACCAGAAAGGAACCCAGAAGGGAACCCAGAAAUGA
This is a messenger RNA of Plasmodium inui San Antonio 1, 1284 nucleotides long. RefSeq lists its product as hypothetical. Gene Ontology annotation, cellular component: cytoplasm. The coding region runs from base 1 to 1284 and encodes 427 amino acids. Gene Ontology annotation, biological process: protein catabolic process. Gene Ontology annotation, molecular function: leucyl-tRNA--protein transferase activity. NCBI's taxonomy places the organism in Eukaryota, Apicomplexa, Aconoidasida, Haemosporida, Plasmodiidae. The record is from RefSeq and is a predicted model, not a curated record. The transcript has 2 exons.